UAAAAUCUUCGAUAUCAAGGUGGCUCCACUUCCGUCUAAAUGUUACGAGGAAGAGAGAAUCUCGCCAUUUUGUUUUUCUUUGUAUUGAGACUUCCAAACUGCGUCAUGAGUUCCUUAAAACUACAAAAGAGGCUGGCAGCCUCUGUUAUGCGCUGUGGGAAAAAGAAGGUAUGGUUGGAUCCAAAUGAAGUUAAUGAAAUUGCGAAUACUAACUCUCGUCAGAAUAUCCGUAAAUUGAUUAAGGAUGGCUUAAUAAUAAAAAAGCCAGUGGCUGUGCAUUCUAGAGCACGAGUUCGUAAGAAUACGGAAGCUAGACGUAAGGGUCGUCAUUGCGGAUUCGGUAAGAGAAAGGGUACAGCAAAUGCACGUACUCCUCAAAAAGAUUUAUGGAUUCAAAGAAUGAGAGUUCUUCGUCGUCUUUUGAAAAAAUAUCGUGAGACUAAGAAAAUCGACAGACACUUGUAUCAUUUACUUUAUAUGAAAGCAAAAGGUAAUGUAUUUAAAAACAAAAGAGUACUUAUGGAAUUUAUUCAUAAGAAAAAAGCUGAGAAAGCUAGGGCAGAAAUGUUAUCGGACCAAGCUGAGGCACGUCGUACCAAAGUACGCGAAGCUCGUAAACGCAGAGCUGAAAGAAUUGCAACAAAAAAACAAGAGCUACUGCAAUCGUAUCAACGAGAAGAUGAAGCAGCUGCUGCGCAAAAAAAGUAAUUUUAAAGAUCAACAAUUUUAUUAUGUAAAUAAAAGUCGCAAAAAAUGAAUAA
Vespula vulgaris is the source of this 761-nucleotide messenger RNA. RefSeq names its product 60S ribosomal protein L19 (gene RpL19). The transcript has 4 exons. Gene Ontology annotation, cellular component: cytosolic large ribosomal subunit; ribosome. The coding region runs from base 40 to 708 and encodes 222 amino acids. Gene Ontology annotation, biological process: translation. Gene Ontology annotation, molecular function: structural constituent of ribosome; RNA binding. The record is from RefSeq and is a predicted model, not a curated record. NCBI's taxonomy places the organism in Eukaryota, Metazoa, Arthropoda, Insecta, Hymenoptera, Vespidae.